Messenger RNA from Sesamum indicum (sesame), 1533 nucleotides. RefSeq names its product JOSEPHIN-like protein (gene JOSL). Gene Ontology annotation, molecular function: cysteine-type deubiquitinase activity. Gene Ontology annotation, biological process: protein deubiquitination. NCBI's taxonomy places the organism in Eukaryota, Viridiplantae, Streptophyta, Magnoliopsida, Lamiales, Pedaliaceae. The record is from RefSeq and is a predicted model, not a curated record.
CAACAGCGAGACCCAUUUCCUUCUUCUAUUCCUAUUAUUUUCAUUUGGCGUCUCUCUCUCCUCUCUCCCGACGAUCGAUUUCUCUCCAGAAACUUCUCUGAAGACCGUCGCCGCCACCGCUCUACCUUUGCCCGCUGUUAUACCCAAGUAGGAAGAGUGAGUGUUGUUGAGCAAAUAAGAUUUGGAUUCCUAGAGAAAUUAAAACAAAUGAAAAUGCAGACAGACUUCUCUUGCUUGGUAGAGUCGAUGCUGAGUUUUCAUUCGAAAAAGCUAAAGACUUGGUCUAUCUGACUUUGCUGUGGGUUUAUUCCAUUUUUCCUUUUGAAGAUUAAGCUGUGUAAUGGAUAACGAGCGGAAAUUGAUAUACCAUGAGAGGCAAAGACUCCAAUUCUGCUUAUUACAUACCCUCAACAAUCUAUUCCAGGAAAAGGAUGCAUUCACUCGAGCCCAUCUGAAUGUCAUUGCUGAAAAACUUGACCUCGUGGAUCCAAAUAAGACCACCUGGACUCCCUUGUCUGUGAUCUUUAAGCCUCAUCAUAAUGCACUUACAGGGAAUUAUGAUAUUAAUGUCCUAAUUGCUGCACUUGAAGAAAGAGGGAAAAGUGUAAUAUGGCAUGAUCGGCGUUGUGGUGCUUCUUCAAUCGAUCUUGAUGAACCGGAGGAUAAACUAUUUGGCAUUGUACUUAAUGUUCCUGUAAGAAGGUAUGGUGGCUUAUGGAGAAGUAGGCAUUGGAUUGCAUUAAGAAGAGUUGAAAGAGUUUGGUACAAUUUGGAUAGUGAUUUAUCUGCUCCCUAUCCUUUUAAAAAUACAGAAGAAAUUAGGGGAUUCUUGGAUGAUGGCAUAUCAAUUGGUGGUGAGGUUUUGCUUGUCAUGAAUGGUGAAGGAUGAGAUUUGAGAAACAACAGUGAGGAAUAUUUGGUUUCAGAUGCAUCUCUUUUUCAAGGUCUCCUCUGGUCUUUUGCUGGCUACUUGUUGCUGCACCGCCUAUUGACAUGUAUUGCACGUGAUUGCAUCCUGUCAGCACAAGUAAUGGUAGAAGAUGGAACUGAAAGUGUUUAGAAGGUUAUAAUGAUAACGGGUUCAUAAGAAAGUAUACUCCUGGCAUUAGCCUUACUCCGUCACCAUUAUUUUUGAUGGAUGUAAAAAACAGCUGAUGCUUUCUGUCUGAAAGGAUAGGCAAGUUUCAGCCACACGUUUUGUCUUGGGGUUGAAUUUGAAUUGAGGGAGCUGUUGUGUUGUUCAUAGUGUUGACUGCCCAGCUUAGACAAAUGGUAAUUACGUUCAGAUACAAGGAACCAAGUUGAGGAACUGGUUUGCUCCUCCAAUCAUCUUAACGGAGAUCAUGAACCAAUGCAAGACUUGUAUAGAAGUGUGUGAUUCAAAAAAUGUGGUGUCUGUAAAUACCCUCGUUUGGGGCAACAUUGAUCAUUCCGCAAGGGAUGUGCCUGCCUGCCUGCCUGCUUGUGUGUGCUGAUGUUAUGAUGCUUGUAUGAACUCAUGACAAUCAUACCUGGGAUUCGCAAGUUGCAUCA